Molecule: messenger RNA, 648 nt
Organism: Lasiosphaeria miniovina
Lineage: Eukaryota; Fungi; Ascomycota; Sordariomycetes; Sordariales; Lasiosphaeriaceae
Product: putative HDEL sequence binding protein
Exons: 4
Coding region: 1-648 (215 amino acids)
Biological process (GO): endoplasmic reticulum to Golgi vesicle-mediated transport; protein retention in ER lumen
Cellular component (GO): endoplasmic reticulum; cis-Golgi network; membrane
Molecular function (GO): ER lumen protein retrieval receptor activity
Source: RefSeq, a predicted model, not a curated record
AUGCCUCUCAACAUCUUCCGCGUCCUGGGGGACUUUUCCCAUCUCGCAUCCAUCGGCAUUCUCCUCCACAAGAUGGUACAGCUCAAGAGCUGUUCCGGCAUCUCUUUUAAAUCGCAAGCCCUGUACUUUCUCGUCUACAUCACGCGAUAUCUCGAUCUCUUUGCAACGACGAGCAUCUACAACGCCGUCUUCAAGAUACUCUUCAUCGGCGCGCAGGGGUACAUUAUUUACCUGAUGGUCAACGCGUACAAGCCGACCAACGACCCGAACCUCGACACGUUCCGGGUGCAGUACCUGCUCGGCGGGGCGGCGGUGGUGGCGGUGCUGUUCCCCUACGAGUACUCGCUCAUGGAGAUCCUGUGGGCGUUUUCGAUCUGGCUCGAGGCCGUGGCCAUCCUGCCGCAGCUGUUCAUGCUGCAGCGCACGGGCGAGGCCGAGACCAUCACGGCAAACUACCUCUUCGCCCUCGGUCUGUACCGCGCCCUGUACAUCCCCAACUGGGUCUACCGUUACGUCAUGGAGCCGAGGCAUAAGGUGGACUACAUCGCCGUGACGGCCGGCAUCAUCCAGACGGUCCUGUACAGCGACUUCUUCUGGAUCUACUACAACAAGGUGCUCAAGGGCCAGAAGUUCAAGCUGCCCGUGUAG